This is a messenger RNA of Girardinichthys multiradiatus, 4257 nucleotides long. RefSeq names its product transmembrane protein 267 (gene tmem267). Lineage: Eukaryota; Metazoa; Chordata; Actinopteri; Cyprinodontiformes; Goodeidae. The transcript is spliced from 3 exons. The coding region runs from base 147 to 890 and encodes 247 amino acids. The record is from RefSeq and is a predicted model, not a curated record.
GGCAGCAACGCGCAGUGUAAACGCUUUUGCCAAUAGCAGAAGAAGCUUGGAAGCUCUAGCAGCUGGGUAUCUGAUGGUGUGCUAUGGGUCUUCCUUAAUCUUCCAGAUCUUCUCUGAUGAUAGGCUCCUCCUAGCCACCUUUUGACAUGCAAGGUUUCUACUCCAAGCUCAACUCCUCCCCCUCCUCGUCUCCCCUGUUGGGGGUGGGCCUCAGAGCUGAUGGUGCUCGAGUGCCUCUCAGCUUGGCCGUUGAGGCGGAGAAAGCCCAGGCCCUCCUGCAGACAUUUAGCUCCGCCUCCCUGUUGGCUUCGGCAGGACUCGGGGUGCUGUGCGUGGUGGCAGAUCACACACUUCAACUGUUUGCCAUCCAGCAGCACCUGUGGCUGCGUGCUGCCUUGGACAAUGCCACACAUGGAUUGGUGGGGCUGUGGUCGUGGGCUGUUGUGAUUGGACUGAGGAAAAAGAGUGAUUUGUAUGAGGUACUUCUGGCUGGGCUUCUGGCAUCAAUUAUAGACCUGGACCACUUCUACAUGGCUGGAUCGCUCUCGCUCAAGGCUGCUGUGUCGCUGCCUCAGCGCCCUCCUCUCCACUGUUCCUCCCUGAUCCCCGUCAUCUGCCUCUCGCUCCGCUUCCUCAUGUGGAUUGGCCGCCUAAAAGAUGCAUGGUGCUCCUUGCCGUGGAUGCUGUUCAUUUCCAUGACGACUCACCACGUGCGGGACGCCGUGCGCCACGGCCUAUGGGUCUGCCCGUUCGGCAACACCGCGCCUGUCCCCUACUGGCUGUACGUCAGCAUCACAGCGACACUUCCACACCUGUGCUCUGUGCUGAUGUACCUGACGGGAACCAGGGACGUGAUCUCAACCAAACACGGCGUUGCGAUCGAUGUUUAGACGUCACAGACUUGCAGGUGACAUCUAACGCUAAGGUGGCAUUGAUUAUCCCUGGAUGAAAAAUGAUUUUGACAAUUUAAAACAUUCAAAUACUUGAAGUGACCUGAGAAAAAUUUUCAACACUUGAAAGAUUAAGAUGUGUUUUUUGACAAUAUUAUUUAUGCGAGAACAGUUUCAUAUGUGCGGUUCCAGUCAGACAUUUACAUAAUGUGUGGCCAUUGGGGUGGGUUGAUAAUUCAACAAGCAUCUCAGAAUUGAGAAAAAAUAGAGUUGGGCGUACAUGUUUGAAUUUAUUGUUGAUUUUCUUUAAUCCACACAAGAAAUAUACAAACAGUCUUGAAAAUAAAUACAUUCACCCCUUCUUAUAUUUGGUUAAAUGUCCCAUAGCAUGUUGCAAAUAAGCCACAUGCUUUCUGUAGCUAUCAGCACGGUCCCGGCAUAAUUCUGGCUGGAUAGUUGACCACUAUAAUUAUCAGGAAUGGUUGUAUUUAAAUGUUUUUUUUGUUUGUUUUUUUACCAUGGACCCACCUUUUAAUAUAGCUAUAAUUCCAGAACCCAGAGGUUAGUCAGCUUUAUCCUUUGCAAUCAUUGUCAUGUUGAAACAGCCCUCCAGUCCAAGGUUCUACUGGACAGCUGUUGUAAGGCAAGUUGGAGAAUUAUUGAGGUAGUCCUCCUUAAGUAUUCCAUCUAUUUUGUUAUAUUCACAAGUACAGUCAGCAGUGACGUGGUCCCACAGCAUGAUGCUGCUGCUUCCAUACUUGUUGGUAUAGUAUUGUUUGGUUUAAAAGGCUCAUUUUGACUCCUUUAAACAUACUUCUGGUCUUUGUGGCUUUUUUUCUAAGGCUCUAGUGGCCUUUAUUUUUUUUAAGUGAGUUGACAGUAUAUAUGGUAGAGAGAGGGUGAGGACAUGCAGCAAACGUUACCGGGCUGGGGCUCGAACCUGCAACACCACAUUGAUUUGUUUUUUAUUUAUUAUUUUUAGAACAGAGGAUGCUGUCUUGGUCUCCAUCCUUGCAGUCUGUGGCUCGGUGGAUUUUGUAGGAUUUAGCCAAAAGUUUGUUGAAUACUACAAAAGGGUGUUGUGGUACAGCUUGUUAGUGGACAUGUCACCACUUAUAUUUGGGGGUGUAUGUAUAUAUCUGAGCCUGUAAGUAUGCAUUCAAAUUCAAAGUUCGGCAACAAAUUCUUGUUUUUUAAAAAUAACUAAAGUUGAUUGUUGUAUGGCCGUUCCGCCUUGGGAAAACAAUACUUUGAAUACAUCGAUGCCUAUUAUUCAUGCUUUUUAGGGAAAGUUAACCUCUGACCUGAACUGUAUCUGAUUAAAAAUGUGUUUUUUUUCUUUGUUUUAGAUUGUAACAUGAGUAAAGUAACAUUCCAAAAUGGAUGCCAAUUAUGGAUUAAUAUGAAAUGUAUCUUUAUGGACAGGGAUAUGCAUCAGAAUCUGGGAAAUAAUUCCCUCCUGAGUGACUCUUUCCAGCGACUGUUUUACACCAGCUUCAUCAACAUAACAUCUUGGGAAGUUUCCAGAACACAUUUCCACAAGGCAUGGGCUGGUUUGAGACUCUCACAUUAUGAAAAUAAAUUGUAUAAAGUAAUUUAAUUUAUCUAUUCUUAACAGAAAUGUUUAAAUGUAGGAAAAUUGCUUGGGAAUCUUUUUCUUUUUUUCAGCCUGCUGACCAGCAGUGCUCAGAAACAGGUGCACUGGAAUGGCAGCACAGUGUCACUCCAUGCUCAACUCUGCCAGAGAAAAAUGGUCACUGCAGCACUUUCUCUGGUAUCUCAUUAAACGGCAUUUUAACCUUACAGACAGUAUGAUGUUUGUGGUUUUAAAGGCAGAAAUUUGUAAAAACCUUAGUACACCUUUAUACUUGUAAACGGCCCAUGCCUAACCUGCACCAAUCAGUAAAGUUUUUAUUUUUACUACUCAGCCUCAACAACUCAAGGAAAAGUCAACCAAAGGUCGACCACAGGCUGUUUAAAACACACAUGCAAUGUGUUGCCAUUUUUGGUGGAAGUGGUGUAACUUUUAAAGCACAUGUAGAUUGAAGUUUUUAGGUUAGGGUUUAUUUAAAUCACUGCCACAUAACACAUAAUGACAUAUAUUCUAAUCACCGCAACACAAAAUUGCUUCUAAUUGUCACAGCUGUCCCUUCGCCGGAGUCCUUAAUUGUGAUGCUUGGAGAAGCCAUUCUAUAUAACUUCUGCUGUCGGAGCCUUUUGUCUAUUUUUGGCUUUUAGUGCCAUCUGCUUCAGCAAUGGUCGGUUUUGGUCAUUUGGUUGUUUGCUUGUAAAGUUUAAGCAUUUGGUGUUGUUGCAAAUCUCUGUAGAUGUGAGAAGGAUAAGUGAAAACCUGAAAAAUCUGAAAGAUGCUGGAUUUUAAUUUUUUUGUUUUUGUGUUUAAAACAAGUAAUAUCUCCAAAUGUUUUAUUGGUACAGUGGAACAUUCACAUUACUAUCCACAGAGAUAAGGAGCACUGUUAAAGAACAGUUAGUCUUUAGUGUAUUAUUAGGUGUACAUUGAACACACACAUUACUAAACAGCAUUAUUAACACAUUAUUUUAAAUUAUGCAUAACAUGCAAUGUAGUGAUGGGCUUUAGAGGUGUGUUGUUUAAUUGUUAGGUAUCAUGGGGAUCAUGUAUUUCUCUUGCUGUGUGUAUUGUGAGGUGGAAACCCAAGUUUAGACAAGGUGCUUUUCUAUCAGCUACAGCAAGCAGGUUUUCUUUGUUUGAGGAAGUAGUUGUAUUAUCACCUCUUGUCCACUAGAGGGCUCCCACAGUUUACAUAUCUUUUUUCUAGUGCUCCUUUUUUUUUUAAAUAAAAAAAACUUGAUUGAGCAGUAAGUAAGGGGUAAGUUAAUCAGAUCAAAUUUGCAAAGGAUUUUUUUUUAUAAAAAAUUUUGAGUUUUGCUGGAUGAGAGUAUUUUAUUUGCAUCUGUCUUUUAAUGGUGACAUUGUUAAUAUUUUAAUGACAGACUUUACAUUUGCUGAGGUACUAGUUUGCGUAGCACGGGAAGUUUAGCUGAAAGCUAAGGCAAGACAGAGGCACUGCAAGCAAUUUUGUCACACAACUCUGCACCAGUGUAUGUGAAAAUGUGUGCUUUUGGUAUGAAUGUAUGUGACUGCAAUGCCAUUUGAAAUGCAUUAUUUUUAGAACAAAAGUAUUUUCCUGCUGCAUAUUUUUAUUUGUGACCUUUCCUAAUGUAAUGUGUUGAAGUUUUUGCACUUUAUUUGAAAUAUGUUAUUUAAUUUUUGGUUGAAUGCUUUUGUAAGUUAGGGGUGUGUCUUUAGUAAUAAGAACAUAUGCAAAGUACCUAGUUAGUUCUAGUAUUGUUCUUUUAUCUCAAUAAAAUAUAUCCUGCAUAAAUA